Messenger RNA from Penicillium nucicola, 2292 nucleotides. Its product is annotated as neutral/alkaline ceramidase. Gene Ontology annotation, molecular function: N-acylsphingosine amidohydrolase activity. The transcript has 2 exons. Gene Ontology annotation, cellular component: extracellular region. Gene Ontology annotation, biological process: ceramide catabolic process; long-chain fatty acid biosynthetic process; sphingosine biosynthetic process. The record is from RefSeq and is a predicted model, not a curated record. Lineage: Eukaryota; Fungi; Ascomycota; Eurotiomycetes; Eurotiales; Aspergillaceae. Bases 1 to 2292 code for a protein of 763 amino acids.
AUGGCCAACGUUCGAUUCGGCGUUAUCUUCGCGGCGGUGACGCUCGCGGCGCUGGUGUGUUUACAGCUAGUUGCGGUGUUCAAGCAUGCCGAACAAACACUCUCGCCUCAUUUGACCAGAAAUCUAAAUCAGUGGAAAAGUAGGUCGAGGGAAGCUGUCGACGACGGGUCAUUUUUGGUAGGAGCUGGCAAGGCAGAUGUAACAGGACCCGUAGUGGAAGUCGACUUCAAUGGAUAUGCUAGUCUAGACCAGCUCGGCACUGGCCUGAAGCAGAGACUAUAUGCUCGCACCUUCAUUUUUGCAGACCCUAACAAACCAGAAGAUACAUUCGUGUACGUCGUCCUCGACACACUCGCCGGUGACACGGCCGUACGACAUGGAGUCCUGCAGGGCCUCGCCGCGCUCGGUACUGAUUAUGCACGGUAUGGCGAACAAAACGUCGCAUUGACUGGGACGCAUUCGCACUCCGGGCCUGGGGCGUGGAUGAAUUACCUUCUCCCUCAGAUUCCAACCCGAGGCUUUGACAAGCAGAGUUACCAGGCUAUUGUCGAUGGGACUAUUCUCUCUAUCAAGCGUGCCCAUGAGAGCUUGACACCGGGGCGGCUGUCUUUUGGGUCGAUUGAUUUGGAGGACGCCAAUACCAACCGCAGUCCUUACUCGUACGACCACAACCCCGAAGAGGAAAAAGCAAGAUACUCAGCCAAUGUGGAUAAGACUUUGACUCUUCUUCGAUUUGACCGGGAAUCUGAUAAUAAAACGACAGCUGUAUUAACUUGGUUUCCCGUCCAUGGUACAUCUAUGUAUAACAACAACACCCUGGUGACUGGCGACAACAAGGGUGUUGCAGCCUAUCUAUUCGAGCGGAGCAUAGCCAACGAUGUGAGAUUUGCCGAUGAUGCUGUUGUUGGAUUCUCUCAAGCCAAUGUUGGAGAUACAAGCCCUAAUAUUCUGGGUGCUUGGUGUGAGGACGGCUCGAAUGAGAUGUGCCGGUACUCUGACAGCACCUGUGGCGGAGAAAAUGAACCAUGUCACGGUCGAGGACCUUUCUUCCGCGAAAAGGAUAACGGUGCAAAAAGCUGCUUUGAAAUUGGACGCCGCCAAUAUUCAGCAGCAAAGAAUCUUUGGGAACAGAUGAAUACCAAUGCUAUUAAGCUCACUGGAAGCUCUGCUGUCAGGUCUUUCCAUGUGUAUCAGGAUAUGAAUGGUUACACUUUCCAGUCACCGUUCAACUCGAGUAUUUUGAAGACCUGUCCUGCAGCUUUGGGAUAUUCGUUUGCUGCUGGAACUACGGACGGGCCAGGAGCCUUUGACUUUACACAAAACGCAACUGGUCCGGCUGCAAGCAAUCCUUUGUGGCAAGUCGCGCGGGCAUUCAUUCACCAACCGACGGAAGAACAGCAGAAAUGUCAAGGUGCCAAGGAUGUGCUUUUGGAUGUCGGCACUCUUACAGAGCCGUAUGCUUGGGCAGCAGAUAUUGUUGACAUUCAACUGUUGCGAGUCGGCCAGCUAUUCAUCAUUAUUUCUACCAGCGAAGCUACCACCAUGUCUGGCCGACGCUGGAAGGAGGCGAUAGCCAAAGAAGCCAGAGAAAAACUCUCCGUUUCAGAUCCUCAAGUGGUGCUAGGAGCCCCGUCAAAUAGCUAUGCACACUAUGUGGCAACGGAGGAAGAGUACAGUGUCCAGCGCUACGAGGGCGCGUCCACGCUCUUCGGUCCAAACACCCUGGCAGCAUACAUCAACCUGACUCUAACCUACCUGCCGUACUUGGAUAAGCCAUCAGUUGCUUUAACCCUCCCGGACAUUCAGCCUGGACCCAAUCCACCAGUCAAUACCAAUCACUCAUUGAGCUUCAUCGCGGGGGUGGUGUACGACGGUGCACCAUUCGGGAAAUCCUUCGGAGACGUGCUUUCGAACCCGGGGAGUGGACCCUCUGGCCCUGGUAAAAUUGUCAAUACGACCUUCGUGGGCGCCAACCCGAGGAACAAUUUGCGCCAGGAAUCGACCUACGCAGCAAUCGAAAGAAAGAACAAUUCCGGUGACUGGGAGGUGGUGCGCAAUGACCGCGACUGGAACCUGGUGUUUCUUUGGACUCGGACAAAUAGCUUGCUUGGCUACAGUGAAGUGACUAUUCAGUGGCAGAUUGAGGAUGAUUAUUACAGUGUUGGCGACCCAACUCCCCUGCACGAUGGGACCUAUCGUAUGCACUAUUAUGGGGACUCAAAGAAUGCCUUCGGCCAGAUUUCGUCAUUUGAGGGCAUUGGCGGGGCAUUUGCCGUACAGACUUCAACCUGA